CCUCCCACGCCUUUCCUCCUCUUGUCUUCAGUUACCACUUCAUUGGCAACCGUUCCGGGCUUCCCUCUCGUCUCGCUCCCCUCUUUCCCCCUGGAAAGGACUCCGUUCCCCCCAUUUUUCCCGAGAGCUUCUCCCCCCUUCCAGUUUGCUGCAUACAGAUCGUCAAGAAAAGAGAACAGUUCUUCAGGAGGUGAACCAUGAGGACAAGGAAUCCGACAAUGUCAAAGUCGUCGUCAUGGCCCAAGACGAAGACGGUGGUGAAGAAAUUGCUCAACCUCAAGAAUUCAGAGUUCCAUUCGGACUGCUUCAACGAGAGCUUUGGCGGCCAGCAGCAGGAGAUGAGGAGGAAGAGCUGCUCCGACAGAGAUGGCAGCCUUCUCACCAAGACAGACCUGUCAGGUGGCUGGCUGGUGGAGAGCUCUGAGAACCUGCGGCCGCCUCCUCCUCCCCGGUAUGGCUCCCCGGCGCCGACCCCGUCGUGGCGGCCUCCCAAGGAACUCAGGAUGUUCGUUGGGACAUGGAACGUAGGAGGGCGAGCGCCGCACGGAGGGCUGGAUCUCUUCGACUGGCUCAUCGACGGACCUGCUUCCUCCUCUCCUCACAUCUACGUUCUUGGCUUCCAGGAAAUCGUGCCGCUGAACGCCGGGAACGUGCUCGGCGCCGAGGACAAGGGCCCCGCCUGCCAGUGGCUGGACCUCAUCCGGCGAGCGCUGAACCCUUCGUCCUCCUCCCCGGAGAGCAGAGGCAGCCACGUUCUCUUCCCCUUGGACUCGCUCCAGAAGGGCCGGGUGAGCUUCUCGGACCUGCUGGCCGCGGAGGACAGCAGGCUGAGCACGGCGUCGGAGCUGGACGACGACGCCAGCGAGCCGUCCACGUCGAACCCGGAGUCGAGCAGCGAGGAGGAGGCCGGCGACUUCGGCGGCGCGGCGCGGCGGCUGCGCGGGCACGGCUACCGGCUGGCCGCCAGCAAGCAGAUGGUCGGCAUCUUCCUCUGCGUCUGGGUCCGGGCCGACCUCCUGCCCUGCGUCACCAGCCUCAGGAUCUCGUGCGUCGGCAGGGGCAUCAUGGGCUACAUGGGGAACAAGGGCUCCAUCUCGGUGAGCCUGACGCUGCAAGGCGGCGCGUCGCUGUGCUUCGUGUGCACGCACCUGGCGUCCGGCGAGAAGGACGGCGACGAGGUGCGCCGCAACAGCGACGUCGCCGAGAUCCUCAAGCGGACGAGGUUCGCGCCGAGUCCACUCCGCUUCUCCAGGCAGGCGGCAGCGGCGGCGCUGUCGCCGGAGACCAUCUUGCAGCACGACAAGGUGAUAUGGCUCGGCGACCUCAACUACCGCCUGACGAGCGGCGGCGGCGACACGCGGGAGCUGCUGGAGCGGCACGACUGGCAGGCGCUCCUGGAGCGGGACCAGCUGCGGACGGAGCAGCGGGCCGGGCGCGUGUUCUCCGGGUGGGAGGAAGGCCGCAUCCGCUUCCCGCCCACGUACAAGUACCUGGCCGAGUCCGACGCCUACGCCAUGAGCCUCGGCGCCUCCGGCUCCCGGGAGAAGAAGCGCACGCCGGCAUGGUGCGACCGCAUCCUGUGGCGCGGCGAGGGGAUGGACCAGCACUGGUACGCGCGCGGCGAGUCGCGCUUCUCCGACCACCGCCCCGUCAGCUCCCUCUUCUCCGCGCGGCUCACCGACGCCGAUGGUAACAAGCCGGCGGCGCUACGGGGGAACUUCGCCCAGCGCACGGCGGCGCGCGGCUUCCGGCGGCGCAGCACCAUGCCGCCCAGGGCCGCCGCGGUGGUGGCCGCGCCUCGCUGCGCGGUGGAGGCCGAGGAGAUGCUCCUCGUGCCGCUCUCCUCGAGGUUCUGACACGCGCGAGCGAGCGCGCAUGCAUCGCGGACACUGGCAGCUGAGCUGGGUCGACGAUGAGCAGGGAUCGAGGCAACGCGGCGGCCCACGGCCAUGCAUGGAGACUAUGAAUUGUUGCUCUGUCAACGAGAAAAGAUCGCGCGUGCCACCGGUCGCCCCCGGUGAGACGGAGCAGAGCUGCGUGCCCGAGGCCCGGAAAGGGUAGAGCUGAGCAGCCGUGCGCCCUCAUGAUUGGCCGCGGGGCGCCAUGGGGCAUGGGCGGCGACAGCGACAGCUUCAAGGCGUGUGCGCGGUGGCGACCGGCAAGGGAGACAUUCUCCUCGGGAACGGGCAGGCUUUUCAGGGUGUCUUCUUGGAAAGAAUGUGCUUUCUUGCUAUACGCAGCUACGCUGCCCGUAGGAUGUAGAGGUAUAGGAGAGCUCCUUUCUUGUUUUUUCUUUUCCCUCCGGCAACACAAUCGAAAAACUUGUGAGCAGACUAUCAGCAUGGAGCCAUGGAGGGCUUCUGUACUCAAGGAGGUAGAGUUUCCUUUAGGUGGUCAACGGGACCGAUAAGGCUCCCCUGAUUUCAUCAGCAGGGUAGCAGAUGAUGGAAUUAUAGUUCACUAAAAAAAGA
Messenger RNA from Panicum hallii, 2471 nucleotides. Its product is annotated as type I inositol polyphosphate 5-phosphatase 8-like. The coding region runs from base 198 to 1856 and encodes 552 amino acids. Gene Ontology annotation, molecular function: phosphatidylinositol-3,4,5-trisphosphate 5-phosphatase activity; phosphatidylinositol-4,5-bisphosphate 5-phosphatase activity; inositol-polyphosphate 5-phosphatase activity. The record is from RefSeq and is a predicted model, not a curated record. Lineage: Eukaryota; Viridiplantae; Streptophyta; Magnoliopsida; Poales; Poaceae. Gene Ontology annotation, biological process: phosphatidylinositol dephosphorylation. The transcript is spliced from 10 exons.